AUUUGAAAGUAUUCACCUCCCUAAAAAUCACGUCUUAAAUGGCAUCUUUCUCCUAAAAUUCAUUAAUAAAUAGUCUAAUCUUUAAAAGAAUAAUAGCUUUUAGGCAUAGAAGCUAUGAUGGUGAAUUGUCAAUCAACGAAAAUAGAAUUCUACAAGGCUCGUUCUCAUUCAGCUCAUAACUUUGAUGUCGCAUUAGAGUUUAACAUCGAACAAAGGCGCCUCUACUCAUUCAAAAUUCCAUUUCAAACUGACAAAGACAUUUCUUUAAUAGAAUGGGAAUUAAUUAUGAGAAAAAUAAAUGAAUUUGCAGCUAAACGAUAUGAAGGACUAAGCACUUCGUCGAGUUCAUCAUGUUUUCGAACUGGAAGCUUGGAAAUUCUUUUGAAAAUUAUUCCUAAGAAUAAAAGCUUCAUUCGUUUUGACAAACUUCCGUUUGAAUAUCUGCUUAGCUGGAUGAUAAAAGUCGUCAUAAAAAGAAUUAGAAGAAAGAAGAGCAAGCUGAAGAAGAUCCAGAAAGAAUCGAACCUUGAUAGUGACGUUAACGAUGAUUCUUCAAUCUCAAUAGAUAAUAAUCUUAAUCAACCUGUCAUUUUAAGUAAUUCUUCUCAAGAAAAAGAACUUUCCACUGUAAACAUUGAAGAAAAUGAGGACGAAGAAGAAAUAUUUAUACAGAAUCCGAAAGAUGAGAUGGAGAACAACAUUCUUGGUUUUGAUAUUGAACAAUUAGCAAAAAAAUCUAAAACUGUGCACUUUUCAGAAGACACAUCUUUUACUGACAUGUCUUUCACAGAUAAUCAUAGUCCAAAAACUAUUCGAAGAUCACCAAGAAAUAAAAAGGAAUCCACAAGACCAAACAAGAAACUCAAGACUGAUCCGAGUCAAAGACUUAUGUUCGCUUAUGUUGAAAGUCCAAAGGAGAAAGUUCCAACAAAAUCUAAACCCAGCACAUCAAAUACUCUAGAUUUCAAUGACGAGGAGUUCGAGGAAGUUCAGAAGUUUAUAGAAAAAUCUCAACAACGUGAACAUGAAAAUAAUUUGAAAAAAAUUGAGUUGAAAGAUCUCGAAAUGCUAGAUUGUAAUGAGUUCUCGACAGAACAAUUGAAAUUAGCUGUGAAAAAGUUCAAGCCUCAACUUGAAAAGUUGUACAAUAUGUCAAGAAGUGAACGAAAAAACUUAAACUACAAUCCCGUUUUGAUUACAACAUCAAAUGUCUUGUCUGAAAAUCAAAUGAUGACUGUGAUAAGAGAAUUAGAAAAGCUUGCAAACAUGGAAGGUUUAGAAACGAUCGAUGAGAUUCUAACUGAUUUGGUUCUUCCCGAAUUCAUUAUUAACAUUUUUAAAGAAAAGUUUGAUUAUACUCGAUCAAAAGCAUUGGAGCGACUUAAGCUUCAAGAUGAUCAUCGAUUUUUUUAUGAAGAAGUAAGCUUGUGAGACGUUAAUUCUGUAAAAUUAAAAUUCAAGCAAAUUUCCUUCUUAAUACAUGUUAAACAGCUUUUACUGUAUAAAUUUAUUUCCGGAAGAGUUUUAUGUUUAAUCUUCUGAUUUAUCAGAAUAAAACAAAUAAUUCUUUCACCUUUUAACAUAAUUAGUGCCAUAUAAAUGCAAUUUGUUGAACGAUGUAAUGAAUAUAAAUAAAUAACAAAGGAAGUAAAAA
This is a messenger RNA of Clunio marinus, 1654 nucleotides long. The record is from the annotation of a GenBank genome assembly. NCBI's taxonomy places the organism in Eukaryota, Metazoa, Arthropoda, Insecta, Diptera, Chironomidae.